AUGGCCUCAUCCCGACUAGUGGCAAGAUCAAGAGAUAUUGCUAAUGUCAUGCAACGACUUCAAGAUGAGCAAGAGUCAGUGCAGAAAAGGACUUUCACAAAGUGGAUCAAUACUCAUCUGGCUAAGCGUAAUCCUCCCAUGCUGGUGAAUGAUCUGUUUGAAGAUAUCAAAGAUGGGGUAAUGCUUAUUGCCCUUUUGGAGGUUCUUUCAGGGCAGAAGCUGCCUUGUGAACAGGGACGUCAGCUGAAGAGAAUUCACUGGGUUGCCAACAUUGGCACAGCGCUUAAGUUUCUAGAAGGAAGACGGAUUAAACUCGUCAACAUAAAUUCAACUGAUAUUGCUGAUGGCAGGCCUUCUAUUGUGCUUGGCUUGAUGUGGACCAUUAUUUUAUAUUUUCAGAUUGAAGAGCUUACCAGCAACCUCCCACAGCUGCAGACAUUGUCAGGCAGCGCUUCUUCUGUGGAGAGUGUUGUCAGUUCAGAAACUGCAAGUCCCCCAAGCAAACGGAAGGUGGUAACCAAGGUCCAAGGAAGUGCCAGAAAGGCUUUGUUAAAAUGGAUACAGUACACAGCAGCAAAGCAAGUUGGAAUUGAAAUCAAAGAUUUUGGACAAAGUUGGAGGAGCGGUGUUGCAUUUCAUUCCAUUAUUCAUGCUAUCCGCCCAGAUUUAGUGGAUAUGGAGAAAGUGAAAGGAAGGUCAAAUAGAGAAAACCUGGAAGAAGCCUUCACAAUCGCAGAAGCAGAACUAGGAAUUCCAAGGCUCCUUGAUCCAGAAGAUGUGGACGUUGACAAGCCAGAUGAAAAGUCUGUCAUGACCUAUGUAGCCCAGUUUUUGAAGUACUAUCCUGAUCCUCAUCAUACAGUGACUGAUGUGCAGGAAAAUGAUAAGGAAGACAGACUGAUGCUGAGAGACCUAAAAGUGUGGGCAGAACAAUUUGAAAGAGACUUAGCCCGAGCACAAAUGGCAGAAACAAGCUUACAGGAGAAAUACCAGUCAUUUAAGCAUUUCAGAGUACAAUAUGAGGUAAAAAGGAAACAGAUUGAGCUUGUAACCCAGUCAUUAAGGAAAGAUGGUAAAUUAUCACUUGAUCAAGCUAUGGUGAAGCAAGCAUGGGAGAGAGUUUCUUCCAGGCUACUUGAUUGGCACAUACACCUUGAUAAAUCUCUUCCUGCACCUUUGGGAACCAUAGGUGCUUGGCUCUAUAGAGCAGAGGCUGCUCUGAGGGAAGAAGUAACUGUUCAGCAAGCUCAUGAGGAAACAGCAAAUAUAAUACACCGGAAGCUUGAGCAACAUAAGGAUCUGCUGAAAAACAUAGACGGUCACAAAAAGGCAUUCCAUGAGAUCCACGGAGCCAGGUCUGUUAAUGGAGUGCCUGUUCCACCUGACCAAUUAGAGGAUAUGGCAGAGAGGUUUAAUUUUGUUGUCUCUUCAUCUGAGCUCCAUCUGUUGAAGAUGGAGUUUCUGGAACUGAAGUACCGUCUACUGUCACUCCUAGUCCUUGCAGAAUCAAAAUUAAAAUCAUGGAUUAUCAAAUAUGGAAGACGAGAGUCAGUGGAACUACUUCUUCAAAAUUAUAUUUCUGUUAUUGAAAAUAGUAAGUUCUUUGAGCAGUAUGAAGUUACUUACCAGAUCUUGAAAAGAGCAGCUGAAGUGUAUGCCAAAGCAAAUGGCUCAGUGGAAGAAGUUGAGAAUGUGAUGAAAUUCAUGAAUGAAACAACAGCACAGUGGAGGAACCUCUCAGUAGAGGUCAGAAGUGUAAGAAGCAUGUUGGAAGAAGUAAUUGCUAAUUGGGACAGAUACAGCAGCACUGUGGCAGGUCUGCAAGCUUGGCUGGAAGAUGCUGAAAAAAUGCUGAAUCAGCCUGAACCUUCUAAAAAGGAUUUCUUCCGACACUUACCUCAUUGGAUCCAGCAGCACACAGCCAUGAAUGAUGCUGGUAAUUUUCUGAUUGAAACAUGUGAUGAGACCAUUUCCAGAGACCUUAAACAGCAGCUUCUAUUACUAAAUGGAAGAUGGAGAGAAUUGUUUAUGCAAGUUAAGCAGUAUGCUCGAGCAGAUGAACUGGACAAAAUGAAGAAGGAAUACUUGGAUGGUGUUACCCAUUUGACAGCUUUUAUUGAUGGAAGCAAUAGAAAAUUUUCAGUCCCUGUAGAAGUGUCCUUCCUUGAUGUCAAAACGUUUGCACAAGAUCUAGAAAAUAUUAAGCAGAAACUGCCUGCAAUGGAAGCUCAGUACAAAAUGGUUACAAGAACAGUGCAACUUGUUACAAAAGAAGUUUCCCAAGAGGAAGCGAAUGACAUGCUGGGAACUUUGACAAGGAUCAAAGAGCAGCUGAGCAAGGUUAAGGAGUAUUCCUGUGCCCUACUGUAUGAAUGCCAGCAUCUGCUGUCUCCACUGGAAGAACUGGAGAAACAAAUUACACAUUUUUAUGAAUCUCUUGAAAAAGUCAAUGAAAUAAUUUCUAUUGUGGAUCCUGAAGCACAACCUACAACUGUUCUUAAGCAAAAAGCACAAGAUUUGGUAGCUUAUCAAGAAAACUGCAAGAAGGAUUUGUCCCUGAUUGAGCGAAAUAGUCAGAGUAUCCUGCAGUGUGUGGCUUCAAGUGAAUUGUUACAGCAUUUCCAUCAGACAACAUUUCAGAAGAAAGUUACACAAGUUCAGAUUACUUUUCAGAAUAUGGUCAGAAAAGCUGGUGACUGGAGAAAAAACAUAGAAGCAAACAGCCGUUUGAUGAAGAAAUUUGAGGAAUCUAGAGCAGAACUGGAAAAAGUAAUACAAAUUGCCAAUUGUUACUUGAAAGAAAAAGGAAAUCCUGAAGAACUUCUCAGAAAACAUAGCGAAUUCUUCAACCAGUUGGAUCAGAGGGUCCUAAAUGCCUUUCUGAAAGCAUGCGAUGAACUUACUGACAUCCUCCCAGAACAAGAGCAGCACAACCUGCAGGAAGCUGUGAGAAAACUCCAUAGGCAGUGGAAGGAUCUUCAAACAGAAGCCCCAUAUCAUUUGAUCCACUUGAAGAUUGAAGCACAGAAAAGCAAGUUCCUUGUCACAGUGGAGGAGUGCAGAGUUGAAUUAGCUCGACAGAACAAGGUGUUGUCAAGAGAAGGCAAUGAAAGGAUGAUCGAGGAACACAUGUUAUUCUUCAGUGACAAGGGACGUUACCAUCUGUGUGAGAAAAGGCUACAACGGAUUGAAGAACUGUGCCAAAAACUGCCAGUUACUGAUCCAGUGAGGGCUACAUUGGAAAGCAGCCAACGAAUCCUGAAGGAGCUCAAAUCCCAGAUAGACAGCACAUAUGUAAAGCUAACAGAGCACUCGGACACCUGGAAGGGCUAUAAGAAAAGAUUUUCUGAAUUGGCAAAUUGGAUUUCAUCAACAGAAAGAGAGCUAAAGAAGAUCAAGGAAAGUGUCAAUGAUACUGCCAAAUACAAGCAAUGUAAAGCAUCUGUGGGGGAAAUUCGGAAGCAUAUUAAGAAGCAAGUAGAAAAUCACAGCUGCCUGAAAUCUAGACUUGCUGUUUUGACCACAGUGUGUCCUGAUUUGGAGGCCAAAGAGACAGAGGAUGAGCUUUGUAAACUUUCCAGUGACUUCAAGGGACUCCUAGAUUUGCUGGCUGAGAUUGAAAAGACUGUAGGCACUGUUGGAGACUGUGUCCAGUACAAAGAAGAAGUUAAAAGUGCAAUUGAAGAGUUAAUCAGCAAUUCUAAAGAAGCCCAAGCAGAGGCUGAAAAGAUCUUGGAUACAGAAAGUUUAUUACAAGCUCAGCAACUCCUACUUCAUCAUCAGCAAAGGACAAGGAGACUCCGUGCAAAGAGGCAAGAUGUGCAACAACAGAUUUCUCAAGCUAAACAGUUGCAGAUUGAUGGUGGGCUGCCCAGCACAAUGCAAGAGGAUUUACAAAAGUUAGAAGGAACAUUGGAGAACAUACAACAGACUAUGGAGAAACGUGAAGAGCAACUGCAGGUCACAAUAAAUAAAUGGGAGCAGUUCGAAAGAGACAAAGAAACAGUAGUAAAAUAUCUCAAUCAAGCAAGCUCUGCGCUUGAACGUAUCUUAAACUUUAGCAGUUUAGAGAGCCUCUCCUCAGAACAAUUUAAAGAAGAAAUAUUCACUGAACUUUCUAAACAGACUGAAGCAAUGGCAGUGCAGGCUGAGAAUCUGGUGAAGAAUUCUUCUGAGAUACAGCUUGGUUCAAAGAGCAAGCAGUUCCUUCAGCAGCAGGCAAAAUCAAUCCAAGAACAAGUAAAAAAAGUGGAAGCUACUCUUGAAGAAGAUAUUAAAAGCAUGGAAAUGGUGAAAAACAAGUGGGAUCAUUUUGGCAAUAAUUUUGAAGCUCUGUCCAUCUGGAUAGCUGAACAAGAAAAAGAACUGGAAACUUUGGAAACAUCAUCAUCUCCUUUGGACAUACAGAUCAGCCAAAUCAAGGUUAUUAAUAAAGAAAUAGAUGGUAAAAUAACUGGAAUCUCAAAGCUAGAAGAGGAAGCCAAGUCUUUUUCCCAGUUUGUUACCUCUGGAGAAUGUGCACAUAUUAAAGCCAAACUGACUCAAGUGAAAAGGUAUUGGGAAGAAUUAAGAGAUCAUGCACAGAGACUGGAAGGAACAAUCACAGGGAAUGCAUCAGCACAGCAGAAAUAUGAAGGAAGUCUUAAACAGGUGCAGGAGACAGUGUCUGAAUUUGAAGCUAAGCUAGCUGAGCCUCUUACAUCAUGCUCUUCAUCAUCAGCAACAUACGCAGCCCUUCAGGAUUACACGGACCUUUGCCAUACUGUGGAAAAACUGAGCAACAGUCUGGCCUCUCUCUCAGUCUGUGCCCGAAAGGUGGCCAACAAAGAAAAAGCUGCUCAGGAGGUUACGGUAUUACAACAGAAAUACGAAAAGGUGCUGGAAAAUGUUAAAGAGAAACAGAUCUUAUUAGAGACUCUUCUCGCUCAGUGGCAGAAGCAAGAGAAGGAGCUGUCUGCCUUCCUUACUUGGUUGGAGGGGUGUGAAGCUACAGCCAGGCCUUCAGAGUGGUACGUUUCUGCUGACAGAGUUAAACUGGAAAGUGAACUGCAGUCACUGCAGGAUUUGCGGGCAGAUAUUGAGUCCCAUGCUUCAGUUUAUGCAAACCUACUGCAGUUAAAUGAGUCGCUAUUCCCAACAGCUUCCAGACAUUGUGUGAAAACAAUAAAAGAAAAAUUUGAAGAGCUAGAUAAGAGGUGGAAAGCUUUACCACAAACUGUUGAUAAAAGGAUCAACUUCCUUCAAUCUCUUGUUGCUGAGCAUGGGCAGUUUGAUGAGCUCCUGCUCAGGUUUUCAGACUGGAUUAAGCAGUUUCUUGCUGAACUACAAGCCACUUCAGAGAUAAGCACAGCAGAUCAACAACUAGCUGCAUCUCACAAUAAGAACCACUCAAUGGAAGUCGAAAGUAAGAAACAGCAGUUGCAGAGUCUGAAGGAACAGGUAGAUAAAUUGUGUUCUUUCAGCUGCCCAGAGGACCAGCAGACAUUGCAGGGAAAGACUGAAGAUUGCUUUCAGAUCUUUCAGGAGGCAAGUCAAAUAACUAGCCAAAGACAAGAGGCUCUGGAUCAGCUGCAGGUAUUCCUGGAACUCCAUAGUGCUGCAUCAAGAGUGCUCCACCAGCUGAGGCAGACAGUGGAGAAAACAGGCAAUAUGGAUAAAGCUAAAUCUGAAUUACUGGAGAAGGAACUCAAUGAUGUAAUUCAAAAUCUUAAGAAGCUGGAGUCUGUUGCCAUCAGCUUGGAUGGCUCCCUUACUAAGGCCCAGUAUCAUCUAAAACACAGCAUUUCUGAGCAGAGGACUUCCUGCAGGGCUGUGGUGGAUAAUCUGUACUUGGAACUAGAGGCAGUUCAAAACCUGCUGGGAACCAAACAGAGUGAGGCAGAAGCCCUUGGAGCUUUGCAAAGAUCUUUCAUGGAACAUAAAGAAAAGCUCCUGAAGAGUGUUGACGAUAUUGAGGAAAAGGCUGACAAGGAGGGCCUGAAGGAGGCAACACUACAAGCCCUCCAGCAAAGAUUAAGGAUCUUUAACCAGUUAGAUGAAGAAUUGAAUUCUCACCAGCAUGAACUCCAGUGGCUCAUGGACAAAGCAAAACAAAUAGCCCAAAAAGAUAUUACACUUGCUUCUGAGAUUGACAAAGAGAAAAAUCACUUAGAAUCUCUGUGGGAGGAUACCAAGAAAGUUAUACAUGAAAAAAAGGAGCAGUCCUACAUUCUUAUUGAUCUGAUGAAGGAAUAUCAGAGCUUGAAGUCAACAGUAAUGAAAGUCAUAGACAGUGCGGACAGUGCUUCUAUGAUCAAAUCCAUUUGGAAGGAUCGUGAAGACAUCAAGCGAACUUUAUCAAAGCAUGAAGCUGCCAAGAAUGAUCUGAGUGAUAAACAAAAAGAGCUGGAUACUUUCACCAAUAAAGGAAAACAUUUGUUAGCAGAAUUGAAAAGAGUACAUAGCUGCGACUCCACUGCGGUAAAAACAGACAUGAACUGUAUGGUGGACAAAUGGCUAGAUGUGUCUGAAAGAAUUGAAGACAACAUUGACCGUCUGAGUGUAAGCGUGUCUCUGUGGGAUGACAUCCUCAAAACUGGAGAUGAAAUGGAUGUAUGGUGCAAUAAAUCCAUUUCUCAGCUGAAUGAAGUCAUCAGCAAGCUAAGUAACAGUCAGAGAUUGGAGGUCCUCCUGAAAGACUUCCAGUCUGAAAUCAAGGAUAAAGAGCUGAAGUUGGAGCAGCUUAGUUCCAAAAUUUCAGAUCUCAAAGAACUGAUCCAUAGUCAAGAGCCUCCUGCAGAUCUCCAGUUUAUAGAAUCAGAUUUGAGGCAGAAGCUGGAACAUGCCAAAGAAAUGUCAGAGACAGCAAAAGAGAAUCUGAAAGAUUUUAGUACUCAGAAGAUGCAGUUACAGAAGUUUAUUGAUCAGAUGACAGAAUGGUUAACAGAAGUGGAAGAGACACUGUUAUGCUGUGCACGUAACCUGGAUCCUGAAGCUCUAAAUAAAGUGAAGGAAACACAAAAAAACCUUCAGCUUCAGCAAAGCCGCAUUGACUCGACCCGUGAGAACCUCAACAGUCUGUGUCGCAAAUACCAUUCUGUAGAGCUGGAAGCUCUUGGUGGCACUGUAACUUCAUUAAUAACGAAAUAUGAAGCCGUAAAUCUGCUCUGUUGCAGAACACAGGCCAGCAUGCAAGAGUCCUUGGAAAAACAUUUCCUCGAUUCAAUGCAAGAAUUCCAGGAAUGGUUUUCUGGUGUGAAGGCUGCAGUAAAAGAAUCAGCUGAUAGGUCUGGAGACAGCAAAGCCAUAGAGGCAAAGCUACAUGACUUGCAGAGUGUUCUGGAUUCUGUUAGUGAGGGACAGAACAAGUUAGAUGCUGCCUGCAAAGAAGGAGAAAGUUUGUCUGCUUGCUUACCCAAACCAGUUGUGAGCCAUAUUCAAGAGCAAAUAGCAAAGUCUAACCAGAACUUCCAAGAAUUCCUCAACCAGUGUCUGAAUGAUAAGAAGUCCCUGGAAGCUUGUGCUUCACACCUGGAAAGCUUUGAAGAUCAGCACAAGAAACUUGGCUUGUGGAUACGUGACAUGGAAGAAAGAAUAAGCACAGAAGCAUUAGGAGAGAACAAACAGCUUAUUCCUGAGAAGAAAAAGGAGGUGCAUAAAGUUGAAAAGUUCCUGGAAGAGUUACUGAAUUCAAGGGAAUCUUUUGAUAAGCUGUCCCAAAUGGCACAGACUUUAAAUGAAGAAGGCCAUGGUGAAGGGAGGGAAGUGCGCCUAGCUUCUCAGCAUCUCACCAAUUAUCAAAACAUGGUCAAAACUGUCAAGAAGAAGCUACAAAUGUGUCAGCUUGCACUCCAAGAGCAUCUCACUCUAGAGGAGGCAUUGCAGAGUAUGUGGUUAUGGCUAAAAGAAAUUCAAGAUAAACUGGCAUCAUCAGAGAGCACUCUUGGUAGCAAAGACACACUAGAGAGACGGCUGACACAAAUUCAGGAGAUCCUCUUACUCAAAGGUGAUGGUGAAGUUAAGCUGAACAUGGCCAUUGGCAAAGGAGAACAAGCUCUUAAAAGCAGCAGUGAGGAAGGACAAAAGGUGAUACAAACUGAGCUACAGACGCUGAAGGAUGUAUGGAAUGACAUCAUCAGCACCUCAGUGAACUGGCAGAGCUGCCUAGAUUCUGUCAUUAGCCAGUGGAAUGAAUUUCUGGAAAGGAAAAACCAGCUGGAGCAGUGGUUAGAGAAAAUGGAUCACAAAGUGGAACAGCCUUUAGAACCACAGAUUGGUCUGAAGGAGAAGUUUGCUCAGCUGGACCACUUCCAGGCUAUUUUUUCUGAGAUAGAGAAUCACACUAGUGAUUUACAGCAACUCGUCAAAAAGGCUGUGGAACUGUAUGAAAAAACAGAGGAUGAGUCUUUUGGAGAAGCAACUCAAGAAGAACUAAAAACACAGUUUAAUGACAUCACAACUGUAGCCAAG
This is a messenger RNA of Nestor notabilis (Kea), 8448 nucleotides long. RefSeq names its product nesprin-1-like. The transcript is spliced from 51 exons. Lineage: Eukaryota; Metazoa; Chordata; Aves; Psittaciformes; Psittacidae. The record is from RefSeq and is a predicted model, not a curated record. Gene Ontology annotation, molecular function: protein binding. The annotation marks the transcript as partial.